AUGGAGAGAACUCAAGGCCACUCUCAUCCUACGGGGACGAUCCAGUCGAUGGGAGACAUGUACCUGUUCACAGUGGAUGUGAGUGAAUACUCUCCAGAGGAUGUCAUCAUCACAUCGUCAAACAACCUUAUAGAAGUCUAUGCGGAGAAGCUAGCAGAGGAUGGCACGGUUAGGAACACUUUUGCCCACAAGUGCCAGUUGCCGGGGGAUGUGGAUCCCAUGUCUGUGACAACCUCAUUGGAAAACAGUGGUGGCUGUCUGACUCUGACUGUCAAAGCCAGAAGAAAUUAG
This is a messenger RNA of Oncorhynchus gorbuscha (pink salmon), 291 nucleotides long. RefSeq names its product heat shock protein beta-7-like. The coding region runs from base 1 to 291 and encodes 96 amino acids. The record is from RefSeq and is a predicted model, not a curated record. The transcript has 3 exons. NCBI's taxonomy places the organism in Eukaryota, Metazoa, Chordata, Actinopteri, Salmoniformes, Salmonidae. Gene Ontology annotation, cellular component: nucleus; cytoplasm.